Messenger RNA from Trichoderma asperellum CBS 433.97, 1100 nucleotides. NCBI's taxonomy places the organism in Eukaryota, Fungi, Ascomycota, Sordariomycetes, Hypocreales, Hypocreaceae. The record is from RefSeq and is a predicted model, not a curated record.
GCUGCUAUAUCCAUACAGAGGUAGGCAGCGUAGCGCCACGACAAGCCUCGGAAUUUUCUCUCAAUAAAAUUUUUCCCUAGCAAGGCUGGCUCAAAGCCGCCUGACCAUCUAGGAAAGAAGAAAAAAGACGAGAAAAAAAAAGUACCAAACCUUACUGGCCGGGUCCAAAAGGUACUAAAUCCGCUUCCAAGAGGCAAAGCUGCGUCCCACAGCCGCCCAGGCAAAAUUAACGCCAGGGCCAAUCACGCCGGCGAAAAAAAAUUCAGGUAACGCACCUUUUCUACCCCCUCCGUCCACCUUUUGCUCUUCUCCUCUCACCUCUCUCAAUUUCUCCUCUCCACAUAACUCUCAGCACUCUCCACUGUCUGUCUGCCGCGCAGACUCUCUUUCACUCUUCGUCUUCUUUCUCUUGCUUCACGACAAGUUCGAUUUUUGCGCAAUCCAUCACCAUGGCUGACGAGCAUGAUGUUACCUUCGAGUCCGCCGACGCCGGCGCGUCUCUCACCUACCCCAUGCAGUGCUCUGCUCUGCGCAAGAACGGCUUCGUCGUGAUCAAGGGCCGCCCCUGCAAGAUUGUCGACAUGUCCACCUCCAAGACUGGCAAGCACGGUCACGCCAAGGUCCACCUUGUCGCCCUUGACAUCUUCACUGGCAAGAAGUACGAAGAUCUUUCUCCCUCCACUCACAACAUGGAUGUCCCCAACGUCACCCGUCGUGAGUACCAGCUUCUCGACAUCUCCGACGAUGGCUUCCUCUCCCUCAUGAACGACGACGGUGACACCAAGGAUGAUGUCCGCAUGCCCGACGGUGAGAUUGGUGAGAAGAUCAACAAGCUCUUCAAGGUUGACGAGAAGGACACCAACGUCGUUGUCCUCACCUCCAUGGGUGAAGAGGCCGCUAUUGAGGCCAAGGAGGCUCCCAAGCAGGGUUAAACUAACAAUCCUACUCUCCUCCGCCAAUUGAGUAAAAUGAAGAUUUAGGAUUUGUUUAUAGCCCCCUCGUUUCCUUCCACCUCUUGGCGUUUACUGCGGCCGUCGUAACAUCGAAUAUCCUUGGGUUGAUGUAUGGGUCGUUCCGCUCGAAGGUUGAUGGAUCGGAUU